AUGGGUAAUACAUCCUCAAAGCGAAAAUGUUCUGUCGAUAUUUCUGAUAGAUCCAGAAGCUCUCGUCAUGAUGAAGUGCUAUUUUCACCAAUCAUGUUUUCGAGAGCUCGAAAUCAACGUUCUUCAAUAAAACAAAUUCCAACUACGGAUACAUCCAUUACAUUAACAAAAGAUCGAUCACCGGUGAUAGCAACAACAACGUCGCCAAUGAAUUCUAACUUUCUUUCUCUACCUACGAACAGUACAUCUACACAACCCACAAAUCAAAGAACUUUAAACGCAAACACAUCGAAUAGUGGUAAUGAAAGUGUACGUCGUCGUGUUUUAAAUAUUCUUCGUUUUACUACUGGCCGUCCACCAACCGUUCGUUUUACUGAUCCACGUAAUAAAAAUUCGCGUAAACAACAGCAAAAUUUGUCUGCUACAACAAUGCACGACAAUGGUUCUAUAACACCAUCAAUAGCUUUUAUGAAAGAUGAAUUAGUCGAAUCAGCCGCUGCAACAGCAAAUGAACAUAUCAUUAAUAUAAUAACUUCGACAACAAACCAAUUAAACGAUAACAGUUGUAACAAUAUUGAAACGUGUGUUUUAUGUUGUCAGGAAUAUCCAUUAGAAGAAUUCGAACGCUUAACACUCUGUUCACAUUCAUAUUGUCGAACAUGUUUAAAAAGUUAUCUCAGAUUAGAAAUAACGGAAGGCCGUGUAAGCCUUAAUUGUCCACAUAAUGAAUGUCCCGAACGUAUACAUCCAUGUGAUAUAUCAAGAAUACUAGAAAAACAUCCUGAUAUUAUAUCGAAAUAUGAACAAUUUAUGGUACGCCGCGUUUUACAUUCGAUAACUGAUACACGAUGGUGUCCAGCGCCAGACUGUGGUUUUGCUGUUAUUGCAUCUGGCUAUGCAUCAUGCCCAGAAAUUCAAUGUCUGAGACCGGGAUGUAAUACAUCAUUUUGCUAUCAUUGUAAAGCAAUAUGGCAUCCAAAUAAAACAUGUGAAGAUGCAGCAAGAGAAAAAAUCUCAAGUAAAAUUCGUUCGGGCUCUUUCAUAAGUCUUACUUCUGCUCAACCAAAAGAUGAAGUAAAGCAAUGUCCUAGAUGUCAAGCAUCGAUACUUAAAAUGGAUGAUGGAUCUUGUAAUCAUAUGACAUGUCCAAUAUGUGAAGCAGAAUUUUGCUGGUUGUGUGGUCGAGAAAUAUCAGAUUUACAUUAUUUAAGUCCAUCGGGCUGUACAUUUUGGGGUAAAAAACAGUGGAGCAGAAAGAAAGUUAUUCUAUGGCAAGUUGCUACAUUAAUUGGUGCACCAGUUAUUAUUGCUUUGAUUGCUGGUGUCGCUGUACCAGGUGUAAUUAUUGGCGUACCUGUAUGGGCUGGUCGAAAAAUAUUUAAAAAAUUUAAUAAACCACAAUAUAGCAGAGCAAAACGAAAUCUUCUUGUUGCAUUAGGUAUUAUUGGCAGUGUAAUUGCAUCGCCAAUUAUUGCUGCACUUGCUAUUGGCAUCGGUGUUCCCAUUCUUUUGGCUUAUGUUUAUGGAGUCAUUCCGAUCUCUUUAUGUCGAACAGGUGGUUGUGGUGUUGCAACAAGAAAUGACUUGUCAGACGGUGAUGGUCGUAAUAUAGAGAGUAUAUUACCAUUUUCUUUACGGGACUUACCAUUAGCACGAACAAUUCUUAAUGAUAAUCAAAGUGUGAUGACACAUCCAACGAUAGGCGGUGAUUCUACUAGUCUAUCAAAUAGUGUCGUACAUCUCAUAGAUGACAGAAGCAAUGAAAGUACAAAAGCAUUACCUGGUACAGGAGCUGUGUCACUUUGCGAAAGUUUACCACCUUCACAUCGUGUGGAAGUUCAAGCCGAAGUUAGUGAUUGUAAAAGUUACGAUAUUGAAAGUAUAACUAUCAGUGAAAAAUCUUCAAAAACUAUGGACAGUCUCAAAGCAUUGGCUGGUUCGAUUAAAGAUGCAUGUGCUGUGCCUGGUGUUGAGUAUAACAAUGAUACUAUAUGCGGUAGUACUAGUGAUUCUAAUGGACGAAAAUCCAGUCUAUUGAGUAGUGCAUCGGAUUAUGCUCGUUCGAUAAACAUUGAACAACAUUCAACAUUACAUCGUGCAGGUUCACCAAAUACUGAUAAAACAGUUUCAUUUUUUGAUGAGCGUGUUAAAGUGAAAUCAAAACUAUCGCCUGAUCGUUAUUGA
Messenger RNA from Rotaria socialis, 2184 nucleotides. The record is from the annotation of a GenBank genome assembly. NCBI's taxonomy places the organism in Eukaryota, Metazoa, Rotifera, Eurotatoria, Philodinida, Philodinidae.